Anoplopoma fimbria (sablefish) is the source of this 655-nucleotide messenger RNA. It is a transcript of the gene ascl1b, whose product is annotated as achaete-scute family bHLH transcription factor 1b. Bases 1 to 591 code for a protein of 196 amino acids. Gene Ontology annotation, molecular function: RNA polymerase II transcription regulatory region sequence-specific DNA binding; protein dimerization activity; DNA-binding transcription factor activity, RNA polymerase II-specific. Gene Ontology annotation, biological process: neuron differentiation; positive regulation of transcription by RNA polymerase II; regulation of neurogenesis. Gene Ontology annotation, cellular component: RNA polymerase II transcription regulator complex. NCBI's taxonomy places the organism in Eukaryota, Metazoa, Chordata, Actinopteri, Perciformes, Anoplopomatidae. The transcript has a single exon. The record is from RefSeq and is a predicted model, not a curated record.
AUGGAAACGACCACCAUCACCACCACGCAGACUGCAUUCACCUUUGGAUUUAGCGAGAGACACGCCAGCAUCAGCCUGCACGCCCCGGCUCAGGACUGCUCGGCCCCCGACGCGCACCCCGACGGCAAGACCAAGGUGCUGAAGAGACAGCGCUCCAGCUCGCCGGAGCUCCUGCGCUGCAAGCGGCGGCUGAGCUUCAACGGCCUCGGCUACUCCAUCCCCCAGCAGCAGCCGGUGGCCGUGGCCCGGCGGAACGAGAGGGAGAGGAACCGGGUCAAGCAGGUCAACAUGGGCUUCCAGACGCUGCGUCAACACGUGCCGAACGGCGCGGCCAACAAGAAGAUGAGCAAAGUGGAGACCCUGAGGUCCGCGGUGGAGUACAUCAGGGCUUUACAGCAACUCCUGGACGAGCACGACGCGGUGUCGGCCGCCUUCCAGUGCGGGUUGCCGUCCCCGACACUGUCCAACAGCUACUCCGCCGACCCGGAGUCGCCUCACUCCACCUACUCAUCAGACGAGGGCAGUUAUGAGCCUCUGAGCUCCGAGGAGCAGGAGCUGUUGGACUUUACGACUUGGUUCGACAGGUACUGAGGCUGUCAGCGUCCCGACCCACGCAGCGGCGUCUGUGCGUAAAAACAAAGCAGCUGACUGCUUU